ACAAGAUGGUCAAGCCACAUACGUCCGCCGCAAGGAGCUUAGUGAGGCAGCCCCAGGAGGUCCCAAUGGACUGCAAGUCAUCAGUUACAUCCAAUGCCGCAGCUAUUUGUAGUUUGAGUUGUUGACAAAAGUAAAUGCUUAACCAAGUGAGUAAAGAAAAGCUUCAUGCGUCGACUAUCCGCCGGUGUCGUAGAUGGAAGGGAGCAGCUGCCGACUGUGGUCAAUGGCGAAGAGCAAAAGGCCAAGACGGUCUUAUCAAGACCAGGGAGUUCGUCACUGGACAGGGGUGUGUCCCGUGGAAUCCCUGGUAGGAGAAAAUCUCGCGCAAAUACCAAUCGACGAGUGUCGAGUGCGUCCAUGACAGCUGUGGUAGAAGAGGAGAAAUCUCCUUCCACUACAGCAAUACGUCUACGAGCUCUGGCUCUUGCAGUUCGUGCGAGACAUUCACUAGGGAUCCAGAGACCUGCAGAAAGGAAGUAUUUACUACAUGCGAGUGAAUCUGGUACAGAAGAAUCGGGUGUAGAUUUACUUAUGGAAGGGAUCCAAACCAAACUCAAGGACGAUGUACCCAGUGGGUUUCUCACUAAAAAUGUUAACAACAACCGGACAAAUCCUGAUCAAGAACUCGAAUCAAUCAGUGCAGACACUAGCGCUCCUCCAGCUUUACAACCAACAAGGAAACCAUCAAUGCGUCCAGGCUUAAGGAGUGCCAGUACUAUUUCUAAGGCCUCUUUCCAGCGAAUAAACUCAAUCCGAGGAGAUGCCAGCUCCACCAUCAGACCGUACGAAGUUAAACCUCGCGAUGUUGCCGUGAUUUCCAGCCCAAUUCACAAUUCGGACGCACGACUCACAUGUGCUUAUUCUCUCUACAAACUCUCGUGUCAAACCGGCUGUGAACUUGCGAUCAUCGAAGGUGGAGCGAUCGCGCAAAUUGCCGAUUUUAGUGACGCAGACGACUCGAAAUUACUGCGAUAUUCUGCCUCGGUGCUCGUCAAUCUUACUACCGAUUUAUCGGUACUGGAAGACUUUACGUCUAAAGAUGGAGUGUCUGCACUACUGGAAUUGAGCUGGGCCCCACUUGUAGAUGUGAAAGUUGCCUGUAUUACUGCACUCUGUCGUUUGUCACAGAGCCGAGCGCGUGCUGCUACGUUGAUUCGGCACCAGGCGAUCACUGAGAUCAUGGCAAUACUCACUACCCCACACACCCCACUGCAACAACUAGCGGUGACUUGUAUUGUGAAUUUAAUAUUCCAUGGCCAUACUUUUCCAGAUCGGGUGUUCAUGGGGGACCCUCAUGCAGUCCAGAGUCCUCUUGGUCUCCUGAAUGUCUUAAGUCAACUGUCCGCUGCCUCUUCCACUUCUCAGUUUGCGAUUGAAACGUUAUUUAACCUCUCACUGUACCGAUCCAGCUGCUUGAGUGCGCUACGUGCAGGUGGAGCGGAGAUUCUGUAUACUUUAGUCAGUCAACUCUGCAAGUUAGUGGAUGGCAGCACCGGUGGAGCUAGUUCCAGAUUUAUGUUCAAUAUGGGCGUACAAGCUCCUGGUUGGACCUCUGACUCUGAUCUUGGCGUUUGUAUGAAAUUAUUGGGCUUGGCAGCCGACACGCUGGCCAAUUUUUCGGCGUUUAUCGAGUAUCACAGUAUGGUGGGGUCUCACGGGAUUAAGGCGCUUAGUUUAAUGCUGUCCGGUGCUUUACGGGAUGUGGGGAACCUGAAUACAAGUGUAACAAUUGUGGAGAGAUUUCGCUGCACGACUGUAUCAUGUUCUAGAUCUCUAGUUAAUUUUUCGAGCAAUGCUGAACUACGUCGACAAAAUUUCACUCCAGAUUUGAUCUCUGUGGCUACGAAGCUGGCGCUAAUGGAUCACCAGCGUUAUGUGGUAGCUCCAGAUGCUCGAAUAUUACUGCGUAAUGCAGUGCGUACGUUAAGCAACUUAAGUUUCGAAGCGACCUGCCGAUCGGUAAUUAUUGCGAUCCCGUAUGUUCUUACCAUGCUCAACGCAAUAAUUGUGCUUCCAGUUGUGAUUACUGACGAAAUAGAUGACGAAAUACCUCGAACAAAUGCGUUUAAACAGGGUAUUCCGACAGCCGAAACGAAAGAAUCGUCGAUUCCUUCCCUCGGCGGGAUUAUGUUGCAGAAUUUAUCCGAUGCUGACCCGGUUUGGUACUUAACUUCGUCGUACUUAACUGCGUUCCCGUGGACUGCCGAAAUGUCGGAAGAUGUGAAGGAAGACGCGCUGAUAACGCUGUUGAAUCUCGCACAGGAGGCGACAUGUAUCAUUGAAUUACUUCGUACUUUGGAUGGGAAACUCUUAGCAGCAGCAGCGGAAAACAUGGGGCAUUCGAGACGACUCCGAUAUAUUUACGAACUGGUGAUUUCAAAUCUCCUUUUCGACAGUUAUCUGCAGCAAGCUGUGUAUGGAGAUCAAGCAAUACGCGCGUUAGUAAAUGGCUUUAACUUCUUUGAGCCUUCCGUGACCAAUGUUGAUACCAAAAUCUCACCAUUACACAUGCCGAAUACUGCACUAAAUUCGGAAAAGGAACAGUACCAAACUUUAAAUUUGGCAUUUGGAGAUGAUCAAGAACGCUUCCUGGCUUCAAUCUUUCACGUCGCUAAUGAACUCAUGGACAGUGCGAACAUUGAGCUCGUAGUAUCACUUGUACUGCCGUGUUUACGAACGUAUAUGGAGCUGACAACGUCGAUACCGGCCAAUGCUUCUAGCACCCAUCCACAGCGUUUGCAGUUACAGAGACAGCUCCCAAUUGUAUGUUACGCCUCUGCGUCUUUGUUCGCGUUGACACGAGCUGCAACUCAACGCCGAGACAGUCACAAGCAUUUCAUCCACUCAGAAGAGACCGAAGCGAUGCUCAUUGCGGUGUCUGCGCUACCAUCCGUAUCCAUUGACGGUAGUACUAAAGGCAGCAUUAGUCAGGCUUUCUGUGCAGCUACACUAUAUCACUUGUGUGCGUCGAGCUCGGCGAACCAGCGUAUCAUUCAAGGCCUGAUUAACUGCUGCAAUUCCAUCGAGGAAUGUCAAGCUUUACUGGCUUGUUCGGCUGCAUUUGCCAUCACUUCAUUCACGGCUGAAGGGUGUCAACAACUUGCCGAGUGUGAGCACUUAGCACGUGCAUUCAACCGCCUUGGACGAUCCAGUCACGUCGAGUGUCAGCAGUACGCAGCUAUAGCAGCCUGUAAUGUAUCCACCGUCGCGUGUGUGUGGUCCUCGGUGGAACUUAAGGACUUCAUUGUGGUAGCUUUACUACGAGCCAAUUCCAUCCAGACCAAGCAGAUCCACGCCAAGACGCUGUCUAAUUUAUUAUCUCAUGAAGAUUCCAGAGCUAAAAUCGUCGAAGAUGGAGUUCUCUACGCGCUUAUGAAGUUAUCGCAGGUUAUACUAUCAGGUUCAACUGCAGCAGAGGACCGUCGUGGCUCUACAGUGUUGGACACGACAGUGUCAUCAUCUAUGGACGAAGUGUUUAGCAUUGGAUUACGAGCGCUUUUCAACUUAUCCUGCGACCAUCAGUAUCACAACAAGCUUCUCUCGAACGGAAUCAUGGCAUACCUUUCAGCUGCAGUGGAAUUCCAGCAACAUACUUCCUUUUCAGGCGGUCGAAACGAGGCUUCAGGCACGUCUUUUCUGUUCAAAGAAGAGUUUAAACCGCAGAAACAACCGCAAAAGCAGUGUGUAGCUGGCCAUCUGACUGUGGAGAGUAGACGACUAGCACUUACCAUCAUCUGUAACUUGACAAGUUACGAGGAAAACCACAAGGAACUCAUUCGAGCACAAGUGACUGAGAUCAUUUACAACUACGCAGAUGCAGAUAUUGAGUCCCGUGUGUCGGCUGCUAUGGCGCUGCGGAACUUGAGCUGCUGUCAACCGUGGGUCGAGAUGCUGUGUGAACGUAAAAUACUGCAAUUGCUUAUUUUCUGCAUGGAAUGCGAUCACCCAGAAGCUCGUCAAUUCGCCGCUGAAGCGCUGGCGAAUUGUUCGUUAGUGGUGGAUUCUCUGCAUCUCUUUGGAGAAAUGCAGGUCGUUCGAGCAGUGAUAGCGCUACUAGAAGUUACAGCUAAUGGAGGGGAGACUGCGUCAUCUGCCAUUUCCUGUGAAGUCACAAGCUCGGAGACUGUCGACGAAUGUGGACACACAAGUGCGAGCACGUAUAUGGCUGCAUUGAAAUGUUUGCACAGUAUUUCCCACGAUGAUGCGCUUGCACUACUGGUGAUGGAAGAGAGGACUAUCUUACGUCUACUACCACUUCUCGAGUAUCGAGCGUUGGGCUCUGAUGUCGAGGCGUGUGAAUUAACGGCCAGUCUCAUGCAUACCCUUGCCACCAAGCCACAGUGUGCAGAGGCUCUACUACGCCAGCGCACCGUGAGUCUGUGCUCGCUGCUGCAUCGACGACAUACCACGAAUACUGUGAUAGCACGUGAGUGUAUUCAGGUUUUGAUGCUCUUAUCUACCCAUCAACCUAUUCAGCUACAACUCAGUGAAACUCAAGCGGUUCAUGUAGCUGUUAGUAUUUGUGGAGGUGGAAAUGUGUCGAGAAACCUACGACUUCGAGAGUGUGGCGCUGUCACGAUCCGAAACCUCACACUCUGUGUCACCGAACAUCAAAUGCUCUUCUACGACAGGCAAGAUCAAAGCGCUAGUGCUUCGAAUCAAGUUAAAGAUGUACAGACGGACGAUGACAAUGCAUAUGACCGAGAAAUGCCCGUGAGUUUGAUGCUAGAACGACAUCUGUUGCAUGGUAUCAAGUAUUUCCAAGAAGAGAUUAAGUCUGGCCAAGCUAGUGACCGGAUACUGAUGGAAGCUAGUGCGGCUAUCGCGAAUCUGAGCACCAUUAAAGUGUUCCGUGUAGCGAUGGUGCGUUUGGGCGUGAUCUCGACGCUGUUGGACGUGUUAAGUCGUGUAAAGACGAAAGAGCAGGGUACGACGCGCUCCAGGGCGAAGCUGAGACCUAACAACUCGAGUUACAGUCUGUUAGGACGGAUCUGCGCUGCUACGUUGCACCGUUUAGUGGUGGAAGAAGAGGCCACAAUCGACGCACGCAGUCAGUUAGUCCCGAGCUUAUUGUCCACGCUCCGACAAACCGAUGAAGAUCUGCAACAAGUACGUUAUGAGUGCGAGAAGAUAUCGAUUUUUGGGUCCAUUGACGAAGGCGUAACCCCGUCUACACAAGGAAUUCGACGCUUUUCUCGUCGAAACAGUGCUUUCAGCCAAGUUAAUGGUGAGGAGACGACAUUCGUCACUGCAAAAUGUGUGCGGUAUACAUGCAGAGAGCAGAAAUGGAUGGUGUAUGUGCUCAAAACCAUCCUCUCGUCGCAAUCCAUGAUCCCGCAGCUUGAAAAGAAGCAAAUGAGAACUCUAGGGCUGCCUAAACUCUGCUUCCAAGACCUCACGCCGGCCACGACGACUGGAGCUUGUAUACCUGCUGCGAUCAACGGAAGUAGUAGCAGCAGAAGCACCUGCUCGAAUCCUCACAGUGAAGCUGACAAUGGCGAGGAACCUGAUCGACAGGGAUAUCUCCUUCCAGUUAACAUGGAGAAGCAUGUCAUUCGGCGAAUCAACGGAUCGGAUGAGAUCGUCCCCAGUUCGAUAGCUGCCACACUGCCACGCGCGAAAAGUUCAAGUGCUGGGAGUACAAGACCCAUUGUUUCUGGGCUUAAUUCUGGGAGAAGUAACAGUGCGAAUCCACUUCAAACGCCAGCUAUUGACCAACAGGGACAUGCUAAGAAGUUUAAUCGACAGAUGCAGCUCUUAAGAAGAAACAACCGCCGCGAGGCCAGCAGCUUGCCACCAGUCUAGAAACAUUGUUUUUGAAUCGGAAUGGAGAAAAUUGUUUUGAUCAGUUC
Messenger RNA from Phytophthora nicotianae INRA-310, 5852 nucleotides. RefSeq lists its product as hypothetical. Lineage: Eukaryota; Oomycota; Peronosporomycetes; Peronosporales; Peronosporaceae. Bases 166 to 5805 code for a protein of 1879 amino acids. The record is from RefSeq and is a predicted model, not a curated record. The transcript has a single exon. Gene Ontology annotation, molecular function: protein-membrane adaptor activity; protein binding. Gene Ontology annotation, biological process: nucleus-vacuole junction assembly.